Molecule: messenger RNA, 1323 nt
Organism: Rhopalosiphum padi (bird cherry-oat aphid)
Lineage: Eukaryota; Metazoa; Arthropoda; Insecta; Hemiptera; Aphididae
Exons: 2
Coding region: 50-1000 (316 amino acids)
Biological process (GO): DNA replication
Molecular function (GO): DNA binding; DNA-directed DNA polymerase activity; nucleotide binding
Source: RefSeq, a predicted model, not a curated record
AUAUAUCAGUAGGACGUUUACUAUACGAUUCGUAGACACGUGCAGGUUUAUGGCAUCAAAGUUGGAUACUCUAUCCAAAAACCUUUUAACUCGAGAUUUUUCGAAAUUCCGCGAGACAGCAAAAUUUUUUGAUGCCCGGGAUAUGCCACUAGUCACCCGUAAGGGUGUAUAUCCAUACGAGUAUACGGAUGGCUGGGAUAAGUUGGACGAGCCGAGUCUACCACCAAAAGAAGAAUUUUAUAGCACGCUCAAGGAGGAGGGUAUUAAGGAUGUACACUACGAACAUGCUAUGGAGGUAUGGAGGCACUUUGAAUGCAGAACGCUGGGCGAAUACAGCGAUUUGUAUUUCAAAAUUGACGUUUUGUUGCUCGCGGAUGUUUUUGAAAAUUUCCGCGAUCUAUGCAUGAAAACGUACAAUUUAGAUCCGGCAUUUUAUUAUACGGCCUCAGGAUUCAGCUUCGAUUCGAUGUUGAAAUAUACAUCGGUGAAAUUGGAACUGUUGACCGAUUAUGACAUGCUACUAUGUAUAGAAAAAGGUAUACGCGGUGGAUUGGUGCAGGCUAGCAUGCGGUAUGCUAAGGCUAAUAACCAUAAGGUGCCUGAUUAUGACGAAACUAAACCGAAAUCAUGGCUUGUCUAUCAAGACUGUAAUAACCUUUAUGGCUGGGCUAUGGCAGAAUGUAUGCCCUAUGGAGGUUUUAAGUGGGUUGAAGCCAAGCUCGAUGGUCUUAACGACUUGGACCACAACUCGCCGAUCGGACGGAUGUAUGAGGUUGAUGUAACGUAUCCAGCAGAACUGCAUGAUCAGCAUAAUGAUCUACCAUUUCUGCCUCAAAACGGAAUACCCGAUGGCUCGAAAGUAAAAAAACUGAUGGCGACCUUCGAGUCAAAAAAAAAUUAUGUCGUACAUUACCGUAAUCUCCAGCAAGCCAUUAAAAACGGGUUGAUAGUUGAAAAAGUAAAUUUAUUUAAAAUAAAAUGUAAAUUUAUUUAUUUUUGACAUGAUUAAUUUUAUUCUAGGUGCAUAGGGGGUCCUACAAUUCAACCAAUCCCUGGCUUGCCGAAUUUAUAAAUUUAAACACCGAAAUGAGAAAAAAAGCUUUGAACGAUUUUGAGAAAGACUUCUUCAAGCUUAUGAAUAAUAGUAUUUUUGGUAUUUUUUAUAAUUUUUGUGUUUAUUCAAUUUUAUACUAAUCCUUUUUAAAAUCGAUAGGUAAGACUAUGGAACAAGUUAGACGAAGGAUACUAAUGGAGCUUGUUUCAAACGAAGAUAGAGUGCAGAAACUUAUCAACUUGACCACAUUUAAAUAUGCGACACCAUAC